GUAACUUAGUAAAAAUGCAUGCAGCAGAUUUGGAGAAGCCCCUGGUAGAAAAGCAGGAUCAUUCCUCUUCAUUAAAGACUGGAGCAGAAAAAAGGGACGUGUCCAUUUCCAGACUGCGAGAGGCCUUUUCUCUUCGUCAUACAACGGAGAACAAGCCUCACAGCCCAAAGACUCCAGAAGCAAGAAGGAGCCCUCCAGGACAGAAAAGGGGUAUGCCAUCUUCUAGCACCUCAGAUGCCGUCUCUGACAGAGGCUUCCUGAGACCUCAGAAAGAGGCAACGAGUUCCGGUCAGGGACCCAGGGACCCUACGGACGGAGCGGAGGUGGAGAAGGACUCGGGGCACGGCAGCACUUCCGGGGAUUCUGAGGGGUUCAGCAUCCCAGACACGGGCAGUCACUGCAGCAGCGAGUGUGCGGCCAGCUCCCCAGAGGACAGGGGCUCACAGGAACAUGCGGAC
This is a messenger RNA of Mandrillus leucophaeus (drill), 458 nucleotides long. Its product is annotated as protein PMS2CL-like. The transcript has a single exon. NCBI's taxonomy places the organism in Eukaryota, Metazoa, Chordata, Mammalia, Primates, Cercopithecidae. The annotation marks the transcript as partial. The record is from RefSeq and is a predicted model, not a curated record.